AUAUUUUGCACUACACGUUGAUCCGCUUUCUCACUUUUGCAGUACUCCGGAUUAUCCCGGAUUGCAUUCGCCGCCUCAUAGUUGGUAAUUUAUCACGUUUCUUCCACAACCGGGACUGCUAGACGACUGGCCGCAUCCGCACGGUGAAUAGCGGCAUCGGUGCGAACGGCGAUCUCAGUGAUGGACCAAGCCGAGAUUGAGAGGCUUCGGACCGCUUCGUUUGACGAUGUCACCAAGAUCUUGCGCGAAUAUAACGAAAAGAAUGCUCAGGUCUUCAAGUUCCCCGGAUUUGAAGUUGCACUGAGAAAGAGCCUGGUAUCGACGCUGAUCACGCUCCUGGAACAGCCGGCGGGCGAGAACUGCCACCUGGCGUGCUUGGAGACGCUGCGCGUCCUGAGCCGUGACAAGGACCAUCUGGAAGAGGUGUUCACCCCCGAGGUGCUGGCCUCGCUCGCUCACACGGCCGAGCUCACCGUCGAAGAGGAAGACGUCAUCUGCGAGGGCUUCAAGGAGGACAAGGCCAAGGUAAUUGUGGAGGCCCAGAAGGCUCUCUGCAACCUGAUCUACAACAGUCCUGUGGUGCAGCGAACAUGCAGCAGUAACGGGUGCGUGGAAGGGGUCAUGCUUCGGCUGAAGCUUUACGGCAGUCCCAGCUUACCACAUGACGUCAAGUUCUUCGACAUGCGGAUGCUUUUCCUUCUGACGGCCUUGUGUGCGGACACCAGGCCACGCGUGCGUACGGAGCAGCAUGGCCUGGUCUACUUGCGCGAGACGCUGGACCUGAUCCUGAAGCUGUGCGAGGAGCGCUCCCAGCAGGAGCCAAGGACUACUCCGUCGCGGAGGGGGCGCCUCAGCCGCAGAGGCCGCACCCGGGCCCCGGAGCCGUCUUCCGACAUGGAUCUCGGGACGGCUCCGCUGUUGAACGCCGACGAGGCGGCCCUGGCUUCCGAGGUGCUCAAGGUGCUCUACAACCUCACCUGCGGCGUGGACAAGUUCCAUGUGGACGAGGAGGAAGAGGUACAUUUCCAGCGUUUGGUGGGCAUUUUGCACGACCUGCUUCUAUGUGAUGUCGCUGACCCGGAGAGCAAAGACCAGCUGUGCGGCCAAGUGGUCCACCUCCUCUCCAAUAUGCCCCGAUCGACGUACGAAGAGCUCCUCACGGAGGUGAUUCCGGGGUCGGCUCCGAUGGAUCCUCCGGAGGAGCAGUUUGAAGGAUUCAGCACGGAGGCCGUCUCGGCGUUAGUGGGCUACCUCGAACGCAGGCUCAAGGAAGAGGAGCAGAGCCCAAAGGGGCCCGGCGGUCACCGUACCUGCCCCAAGGACCAAUCACAACGCCUCAGCCCCAUCCUGCUCUGCCUGACGGAAUGCGCCCGGGGACACCGCACGCUGCGACGAUACCUGCGCUCCAGGGUGCUGCCACCACUGAGUGACGUAAUGACUCGGCCCGAAGAAGGAGACAAGCUACGCAACAGGCUUGUACGUCUCAUGACCUCUUCUGCCACGGAUGUCAAGAACCUGACGGCAGAUUUCCUCUUUGUCCUCUGCAAAGAGAAAGUUGGGCGCAUGGUGAAGUACACGGGCUACGGCAACGCAGCGGGGCUCUUGGCCAGGCGAGGCCUCUUGCUGGGGGGACCCACGAGCGACUGCUCUUACUCCAGCGACUCGGAGGACAGUGACACCGAGGAGUACGCCAAGUACAAGGACAGGAUCAACCCUGUGGUGGGCUGCUACGAAGAGCCCGGAGUCAGUGCCCUGGAGGGAAUGAGCGAAGAACAGAAGGAGCAUGAGGCUCUGCAGCUGGCCACCCUGAUGGACAAGCUCGCCAGGGGAGGCGUGGUGCAGCCAGCACGCGUCGGGGCCGAUGGACGCCCAUAUCCCAUCGAGCACGUGCUUCAGCUCCAGGAAGGUUUGCCCCACGACAGGGAUUUCACAGAGUCUGAGUCAGACUAGUCCGAGGAAUCCGCCACAGCGGUACGGUCUGUCAGUACGAUUGAAAUGCUGGUCUUCGUACCGUCCCAUUGGACGCGGCCAAAGCUAUACUGGCUAGCGAAGAUCGGCGGAACGCUCCGCCGCAAAAUUGUGGGUCCAUUUUUGUUCCUAGAGACACCCAGAAGAAGCUCGCUCCGGACAAGAAAAUGCAGCAUCAUACUUUUACCAUAAUAUAGAAUUUUGCAUAGUUUCAAUCAAGCUCGCAAAUUUUCACAAGUGCUGCGACAUUCGAUGUGCGGGGUUUUCUCCAGAUGAAAGUAGUGGCGUCGAGCUUCUUUGGAGUUUAUCCUCCCAUCAAAUGCGGAGAGAGGGCGUAUUGCUUACAUGCACUUGAUAGGGAAAGGUCGAGGGGGGAGUAUAUGGCGGCACAAUUAAUUUUUACUUCAAGAAGAAACAAAAAACUACUGCUUUUUCGAGUAUUGAGGGUUACGAUCGGGAAAAACUGCUAAGUUGCCCGCGCGCCUUACUUUGGUUUGCUGGGCUAAAGAUCGAGAGGAGGUAAGUUCAAGGGCCAAGCACCUUCGUUGAUUCGGGAACGAUAUGAAGGCCGCAGUCUGCUGGUAGUACAUCGAGGCACGUCUACUUUAGUGCAGCUGCGCGGAUCUUGAAGUCGACCAGAGCUGCGAGAAACGUGGGUUCUUUGAUGGUACGAAGGACCAAGGCAGGCACAGGGUUAAGACUGUCCCAAGUUUCAUGCCCCUCUUCUCGUUUUGUCAUCUCAUCUCUUGACAUUUGUGGAGAGUGACUUUCUUUGACGGAAGGAGUGUCCUUGUAAGAUAUCAUUUUGGUUUGAGGGCUGGCAGCUACUACGUCUUUGAGCACGGAGCCGUCGUUUCCGGGGGCAAUUCAGAUGCAAUCACUGGAGUGGUCCAUAGUUAAUUAGUCUGUUUUUGUGCCAGUGGUUCUCUCCUAGUCAUUCACUUGUGUGUUCGAUCAUGGUUUCUGGUAUGGUGAGAUCAUCCUGCGUUAGUGCCACUCUAUCUGUUCCAAGCUGGUGACAACUUAAGGUCACUGGAUAUUCGCAGAGUGGCAAAGCUCCACAGCUGCCAAUUCCUGAUAUGCGACGAUACCAGAGUACGACUGGGUUUCAAAAUAAGAGCUGCAUAUUUGACAUCUUAAUACCUUGUGAAGGAGGUUGUAGCUGAUGGGACGAACUUCAAAUGGAUCCUCAUGGAAACCUUAAAGAAGCAGUCGGCAAUUCAUGAAGAGAUUUUAUUUCUUUGAAUGUCAGCUCAUGACUGGUCACAAUAAUGUGCAUCCUGAAAAGGCUGUCUCUUCAUGAAAUACUGCUUGGCACUCUGAGGGUUUCAAGAUCUCGGCGCCAUAUUGCAUAUGUACUGUUCGCAAACAUUGCAUAUGCUGCAGAAUCAAUCUGAACAUGCUCCAUGUGGCUGCGAGGUAAAGAAAUUUUACUCCAAGAUCUGUUUUCCUAGUGGUUGGUUUGAGCAAGUGAAACUACACAUACAGUCGACGGUCAUUAAUUCAAACUAACAUGCAGGUCCCAUCCUAUGCGUCUCUAUGGGAGGAAACUCCCAGUAAUUCAAACUUUGCUUUAUUCAAACAAAGUUUUGUCUCUUUUGAGUUUGAAUUAACGAGAUUCGACUGUAGUGAAAAUCACUCUGUUAAACAAAUAGAACAAAUGUUUUUUUGUUUUUUUUUCAUACUUUGUUUGUUUGAGUACUGCACUGAUGAAGUGCUUUGGGAAUGAUUCAAUAGCAUACAGGAAAGAAAUUUGCAACACCCCCCCCCCCCCCCCCCCGUACACACACACACACACACACACAAAACUUUCCUAAUUUCAACAGAACACUAGAGGUGCCAUCACAGAGGCCAAGUUAUCAAAGCUGGCAGUAACGGUCAAUCAAAAACAGUCAAAUCUCGAAACGCCAUAUACAACUAUAAUUAUCAGUUCUUCAUAGUGCCCAUACUUGUGUUCACAUCAAAAUCAGCAUCAGUGAGCAAGCUCAGCUAAGUGUCGGUAUGCCUGUGGAGCACUCGUAUGCAAGCGACCAAUCACAUUGCUUUGCUCUGAAUGGGUGCAUUGUUUUUAGAAGGGAAGGUGUGUCGCCCUCAGGCUCCCCGUCCUAGGGAGGUCCUGAACCAGUGUUAUUCUGGCAUUGAGCACAUGAGAUGAGUUAAGAGCAUCACAAGGUGUCACCUGGUGCGCAACUAGUGCAGACAGUGCUUUGGCAGGGAGGUUAUAUGUGCACAUAAAGGACGCUGCCCGUGCGAUAGUUAUGUGGAACCAGUUGCAACGUUCUUGUCCAGGACCGGACAUCCUUGUAACAUUUAGAUAACAUUGGAACUCUUCUGUUUGCUUUAAAGAGGCCUUUCCCUUUAAUUUGCUCUCAAUCUCCUCGUACAAUGGACCGUCACUAAUGCCAUGAGCCAUCGGGGCUAAUUCAUAGUGCAGAGCAUGUCACGUCACCUUCCAAUUCGGUGGGCAUGAUUUCGCGUGGCACGCGUGGAGGACCGUAUCGGCAAACGUGGCUGGUAACAUCCGUUACAACAUUUCGUAAGGUGAACCUUAGUAUAAGUCACAGAAGCAAAAACAAAGAAUGGUCUUUCCUUAAAAAUUGGUGGAAUGUGCUUCUGAGAUUCCUUUGGCAAAGUGAGAGUUUUUUGCGACUUGUUUUUUUACGCUUUUGCAUAUCUUCUUGGAGAUUUGUGGGGAAGUCUUGCUUCUUGGGACUCGACAGAUUUCAAUGACUCCGAGACCUCAAAUGUGUAAUAAAAAUGAUUAAAUUUUGGUUCUGCUCUCACGCCGUUUAUGCUCAAAGCGUGGUUGCCAAGACGAUCCGUGAAGCAUUGGAGUGUGUGCAGGGUGCAAUUGACACCACUGUUCUGUGCACAAUGUCUGACUUGCGCAUUCCUAUAUUUCAUCUUUAUGAUUGUGUUUUCAGCCAUGCAACUGCUAAAUAACUGCUGGGGGACUUUCUUCUAUUGCUUUUUUUUAAUUAAUGCUAAAAAUUUUCCACCGAGAUGGUCUUGUACAUCUUUUGUUUGUUGACCAUUUCUGCUACUUUCUGCCAGGAGUGGCGGGCCUCUACACGGGACAUUCUGUCUUUUAAUUGCCUUUCUGCUGUCUUUUUUCUCGCCACAGUAACCAACAGAUUUGGUAUGUACCUGAUAUGAGAACGCUUGAAACUGUCAUCACUCUUGUGUCACACAAUUAGCCAUAUUUCUCAUUACUCACAGCUGUAUCGAUAGAUGUCAUAUAUACUACCGUCGGAUCGUUUUCUUUCUCUACGGACACAAACUUGUGCUGUACAUAUCUGUGUGCUUCGGUACGUUUUGGGAAAACGUGAAUGGCCUUGCCGUUCGUCUUUCGUUGGCACAUUUGAGCGUGGUCGGAUCGUAGACACGUGGACUUUCUUACUUUCCUACAAUGUACUCUACAAUGUCGCUAGUGUAUUGCCGCUGCUCGGAGCCAAACUCUGCGAGUGUUUCAAGUGGCGUGUCCAUUAGUGUGCUUGCUCUCCUGAGCGGAAUUGUAGACACGUGCAAUUAUUGUGACGUCAUUUACAGUGAUGCUUUGUGACAACUAUUUAUAUGAUGGAGUCGGUCUUGUCUAGUCCAAGGGACAUGGUGAUGUGAAAGUCAGAGCCUCUGCACUGACUUCAAUGUGUCUUCUGCUACUGUGUGUUGUAUUUUUGUAUCAUAUUUUAGCAAUACAUUGCAUUCCAGUUGA
This is a messenger RNA of Ixodes scapularis (black-legged tick), 5680 nucleotides long. RefSeq names its product synembryn-A (gene ric8a). Bases 181 to 1950 code for a protein of 589 amino acids. The transcript is spliced from 16 exons. Gene Ontology annotation, cellular component: cytoplasm. Gene Ontology annotation, biological process: G protein-coupled receptor signaling pathway. Lineage: Eukaryota; Metazoa; Arthropoda; Arachnida; Ixodida; Ixodidae. Gene Ontology annotation, molecular function: G-protein alpha-subunit binding; guanyl-nucleotide exchange factor activity. The record is from RefSeq and is a predicted model, not a curated record.